AAACAACAGCAGUAGCAGGAACAGGAAGGGGGGUAUUAGGAGCAGGAGUAACCUUCCCCCCCCCCUCACAUCCCAACAUACACAAACACACGCACACACCAGGUUUUUCAUGUCUCUAAAACCACAUUUCUUUUUGCAGAGACGGAGAGACGCUCCCGACAUGGCGAAGCUGCUGGAGUCGUCUCAUCACUGGAUGGGGACGUCAAUGGCUGACACGUACCAAGCGCAGGUGCAGGCGGCGUGGCAGAAGAGCUGGAACCAGACACAAUCCCUUUUGCAGAACCUGAGGUUCAGAGAACGUGGCCCUCUCAAGUCUUGGAGGCCAGAAACCAUGGCUGAGGCUAUCCACGCUGUGCUGAAGGAAGGCCUAUCCUUGUCUCAGGCCGCCCGCAAAUAUGACAUCCCAUACCCAACCUUCGUGCUUUAUGCCAACCGGGUCCACAACCUGCUGGGACCAUCACAGGAGCCGGGGGACAUGAGGCCCAAGGGCCGAGGCAGACCACAGAGGAUACUGCUGGGGUCAUGGCCUGAGGAACAAAUCAAGGGCGUGAUUAGAGCCGUCGUCUUUCGGGACACCUCUGUGUUCAAGGAAAAUGAGCAUAAGGUGGGCGCGAAGACCAAGGAAAACAAGCAGCCACUUGCGCCCAAGCUACAUCGGGAUGAUCCUGCUGGUUUACUCAUGAAGCCAAAUGGUCCAAUGCUGCCCAAUGUGUCAGGCAUCCUAACAGGCUUGUCCUUGGAUACACCAGACAAUGGUAGUUUAUCAACAGCACCUAGCACUCCAGCCUCGGCCACUCCAGCACCGUCGACACCUAUACCUGCUACCCCAAUCCCAACACCAUCAACUACACCAGCUGCUACUACUACACCUGUCGCCUUGCCUCUCACUACACCUCCCACUCCUGGAAGCACUGUGGGUGCAGCAGCGUGUAGUCCAACAUCAGAGUCCCGUUUAGUAAAUACCACUAUGGGGAACAGUUCAACUCCAUCUCCGAACAGCAUGGUGUCUGCUUGUCUAACUACUAUGACACUUACUUCCUCUAUGUCCUCACCAGUGUUUAGUCUUGCUAACAGCACCUCCAGUAAUGGAAGUAUUACUAGCAGUGUUGUCAAUGGAGAGCCACCAGUUAGUCCUACAGCAGGAUCUCAGCAGCUAGAGACAUCACCACAUAAUUCCCUUCAAAAUCAACAGGAGCAACAGCAGCAGCAACAGCAGCAACAACAGGAACAGCCACAGAAGCAAGAGCAACAAACACAACAGCUACAACAACUACAGCCACCUCAGUCGCUUCAACCACAACCACAGCAACCACAGCAACAGCCAGCUCAACCCCAACCACAGCAGCAGUCACAACAACACCUGCAACAACAGCCAUCAACACCACAACCACAACACCAAACCCAACACCAAGCCCAGCGUCAGGGGCCACACCUUGGCCCACUACCAGGUCCACAUCAGAACCCACACCAUGGCCCACACCAUGGAUCGCAUCAUGGCCCACACCAAAGUCAACACCAAGGUCCUCAUCAUGGCCAACACCAUGUCCCUCACCAAGGCCCACAGGGGCCACAUAGAAGUCAGCAUCAUAGUCAGCUCCCAGGUCAACAACACCAGGGUCAACAUCAGCAGCACCCACAGCCUCAACAUACACCACAGCAUCAUCAACAUGCACAGCUUGGAGGCCUGUUGCCCAGUGGGCUUCCCUCUCCCCUGGCCACAUCUUUGGCAUCACCGGUCCAUUUGGCACGGUUGUUUGGUGAAAGUGCUCAUCCUCAUCUUUCUGGUCCCCAACAUCCUCAACACCCACAAGCUCCUAUCAGUCCCUUCCAUCCUGCCUUCCCCCGGCAUCCUCAUCCUUCUGCUGCAAUGCAGGUUAUGAAUGCCAUGAACAGUCUCAAUGCUCAUGCUUCUCGGAUGAAUUCUAAUGGCGUUGAACCGUCACCUGAAGCGUUGCUCUUUAGCAAAUUAACAAAUCCUCAUAUGAAUCCCACUCAGGGUAGUGGUGAAAGCGCUGCAAGAAGUGGUCCAACUCAAAAUCAGUUUGACAACCAUGGAGAUGCCUCCAGUUUGGCUGGGAUGGUAGACCGUACAUCUCUAAUGUAUCGUGAUGGCCUAGACAAUAUUAAGUCUGAACCUGAACCCAUUCUGAAUUGAAAUUCCCGCUGCUCUUAAUAAUGGCUCCCUGUGUAAUGUAGAUAGCCUAAGUGUUAGUGAUAAACUGAUAUCAGUAUCAAUAGCAGCAAUCAAGGGUAUUUGAAAUGUAUUCCCUCUGCUGCUAGUUUGUUGUGCAGUGUAUAGGAUCCCAGAAUCAUCACUUGUGUAGGGACCAUAUUCUAUAUGAAACUUUUGCACACCUCUUUAUAAGAGCAUAUUUUAAUUGAUUAUGUAAAUAGUAGAGAGGAUUACAUAUGUAGCUUUGCAUCUGCAUUUGUCCAAAACAGUUGGGCAUUACCUCAAAGUGAAACUCAUUCAUACGCAGUGUCACUGUACAAACUGGACAUGCCAAUAUUUCCCUCAUGAUGUACAUAGUUAAGGUGACUGGUGCAUGCAACUCUGC
Molecule: messenger RNA, 2558 nt
Organism: Cherax quadricarinatus
Lineage: Eukaryota; Metazoa; Arthropoda; Malacostraca; Decapoda; Parastacidae
Source: RefSeq, a predicted model, not a curated record